AUGGAGCAUGAGGCUAAACUGAAACACUUUGCAGAGCAAAAUAAAAGAUUUGCUCAAACAUUUCCAGAAAAGGCACCGAAGAAGGAUAAGGCCCCUCCUCCAUCCUCAAAGCCUGCGAAGUCUGGUGGAGGGAAGCAGAAGAAGAAGAAAUGGAGCAAGGGAAAGCAAAAGGAGAAGGUGAACAACAUGGUUUUUUUUGACCAGGCAACGUAUGACAAGCUUCUUUUGGAGGUUCCCAAGUACAAGCUUGUUACUCCUUCAAUCCUAUCUGACAGACUGAGAAUCAAUGGGUCAUUGGCACGUUGUGCAAUUAAUGAUUUGAUGGCAAGAGGUUCUAUCCGGAUGAUAUCAGCUCAUGCUAGCCAGCAGAUUUACACAAGAGCCACCAAUACCUAGAGGAAGAAAACCAUAUUCUCACUGUGUCAUGGAUAGAUAGGUUGUUUCCAUCUUUUACGUUAGGAAACCGUUAUGCUGAUGAGUCUAAUUUUUCCCCAUAAAUUUUGAUCUUCAUGCUUGUUAUUUUGAUGGAGGAAACCAUUUUUGUUUUUGUGCUAAUUAAAAUUGUUCAAUUGUGUUUUUUACUGGCACAAAUGAAAGUUGUUGAAAUGAUAUUUUAUUGAUUAAGCCAACAACCUUCUUAUUUCCUUA
Messenger RNA from Pistacia vera, 648 nucleotides. Its product is annotated as 40S ribosomal protein S25-like. The coding region runs from base 1 to 396 and encodes 131 amino acids. NCBI's taxonomy places the organism in Eukaryota, Viridiplantae, Streptophyta, Magnoliopsida, Sapindales, Anacardiaceae. Gene Ontology annotation, molecular function: structural constituent of ribosome. The record is from RefSeq and is a predicted model, not a curated record. The transcript is spliced from 4 exons. Gene Ontology annotation, cellular component: cytosolic small ribosomal subunit.